Messenger RNA from Nakaseomyces glabratus, 1614 nucleotides. It is a transcript of the gene ARO9, whose product is annotated as aromatic-amino-acid:2-oxoglutarate transaminase. Gene Ontology annotation, biological process: aromatic amino acid catabolic process; L-tyrosine biosynthetic process. Gene Ontology annotation, molecular function: aromatic-amino-acid:2-oxoglutarate transaminase activity; pyridoxal phosphate binding; L-2-aminoadipate:2-oxoglutarate transaminase activity. Lineage: Eukaryota; Fungi; Ascomycota; Saccharomycetes; Saccharomycetales; Saccharomycetaceae. The record is from RefSeq and is a predicted model, not a curated record.
AUGGCUUCAUGCAUAGCCUGCGAUGACACAUAUAUAGUUUUCAUAUACAUUUUCUUACAUAGCAGCUUUGUACCAAUUAGGAUACUACAAGCGAUGACGACGAUGAUUGAUUUAGAGGAAAAGUUUGGACAGUUUUUGUCCUGGAGGAUGCAGAACAGGAAGUUGGUGGCUUUCUGGGAUGAUGAAGUGUUGGGUGACGAUGUCAUUGAGUUGACCGCCGGUAUGCCCAACGAGCAGUUUUUCCCCAUCAAGGCCAUGGACAUGACCAUUGUCAACAAGCCAUUUGAGUCAGCCGAUGACACCUCUAAGCACCUGCACUGUAAGAUGUCCACUUACGAGCCCAAGAGUUUGCCCAUCGCUAGAAGUUUCCAGUACAACGAGGUGCCAGGUUUGCCCCAGAUCAGAAACUUUGCCAAGUACUUGGUCAACAAGAUCAACAAGCCAGCUUACUCUGCUGAUCAGUGGGAUGUGCUGUUGUCCUCGGGCUCGUGUGACUCCAUGUUCAAGUUCUUUGAGUGUUUCUGUGAUGAGAAAUCCACAGUGCUUAUGGAAGAGUUCACAUUCACACCGGUGAUCUCUCACGUCAAGGCCACUGGUGCUGAAUGUAUCCCAUUGAAGAUGAACUUGACCAAGGAUCCAAGCACUCAAGGUAUCGAUGUCGACUACCUGACUCAAUUGCUAGACAACUGGUCCUCAGGCCCUUACAAACACUUGAACAAGCCAAGAAUUCUUUACACCAUAUGCACUGGGCAAAACCCAACUGGUGUCACCAUCCCAAUGGAGAACCGUAGGAAGAUUUACGAGUUGGCUCAUAAGCAUAACUUCUUGAUCUUGGAGGAUGACCCAUACGGAUAUUUGUCAUUUCCAUCUUAUAAACCGGAGGACCCAUUGAAGAACGAUUAUCUAGAAGACGGCUUCACAGUGGAAAAGUACACUAACGAAUUCCUAGUGGACUCGUUCUUGACCAUCGAUACGGACGCUCGUGUUAUUCGUAUGGAGACCUUCUCAAAAGUAUUUGCACCUGGCCUAAGACUGGGGUUCAUCGUGGCUAACAAGUAUAUCAUCAGCAACUUGCUUGAAUACGCCGAGAUCACCACUAGGGCACCAAGUGGUGUCUCUCAGGCCGUGCUGUACAACACUUUGGAGACCAUGGCGCUAUACCAAGAUGGCGAUGACAAGGAAGACCCAGAGAAAAAGCAAGAGGCGCUGUUCCAAGGUUGGAUGCAUUGGAUCAUGAAGGUGGCUGCUGAGUACACCCACAGAAGAAACAUAACAUUGAAGGCACUAUAUGAGACCGAUGCCUACAAGAACGGCCUGUUCACAGUGAUCGAGCCAUCUGCUGGUAUGUUUGUCGGAGUCAAGAUCAAAUGGGACAAAGCGCCCGGUGAGAUCGGUAACAUCCCCGAGCAAAUGAAGAAACUCGACAGAUUCCUUGUGCAAAAUGGUAUCAAGACAGUGCUGGGAUACAGAAUGGGUGUGUCUUCCGAGUUGUCCCACGACAACUCCGACUUCUUAAGAGUCACAAUUGCUUACGCCAAGGAUGACCAGCAGCUAGUAGAGGCCUCUCAUAGAAUCGGCUCCGGUAUCGAGCAAUUCUUCAAAGAGCUAAAAUAA